AUGAUAUCAUUAAAACUGACUUGCAUUUCUCAGGCCUGCCCCGCCCUGCCAACCCGUUUUGAAAGCUCUACCGAGACGGACCCGAAAGAUGAGAAGGCGAAAAAGCCCUCCCUCUGGACCUGGAAAGGCCUCAAGGCCCUCACCAAUGCACGAGCCCGGAGGUUCAACUGCUCCUUCUCUCUCCUCGUCCACUCGGUCGAGGGCCUGCCCUCCAUUCUAAACGAUGCCUUUUUGGUUGUCCAUUGGAGGCGUAAGGAUGGGGACCUCAUGACCCGGCCCGUCCGGGUCCAUCAAGGCGUGGCCGAGUUCGAGGAGAACCUCGCACACUCCUGCCUCGUGUAUGGCAAUAGAAGUGGGCCCCACCGCUCGGCCAGAUACGAGCCCAAGAACUUCCUUCUGUACGCGUCUGUGUACAACUCGCCCGACCUUGACCUGGGCCGACAUCGUGUGGACGUGACUCGCCUGCUUCCCCUGACGCUCGAUGAGCUCGAGAAUGAGAAGAGCUCGGGGAAGUGGACGACGAGCUUCGGGCUCUCGGGUAAGGCCCGAGGGGCCACAGUGCACGUCAGCUUUGGGUAUGCAGUGGUUGAGAAUGGGGAAGGCAGUAACCACAGCGUGCCUGAGAGCCCGCGGACCCUAUUUGGUCCAUUUGACUUGUCGGGUGAGCUGAGUGUGAUUCGCCGGGUGGAGAGUCUCCCCGCCAGGCUGUCUACGUUUGAGCAGCCCUCGGAGGACGUGAAGGACCUUCACGAGGUCUUGCCUGUGUUGGGCUCCGAGGUGAGUGACUCGGUGAACGUGAUUUGCCGGAAGGUGGAAGAGGAUUCUGGUAAGUUGGCUGAGAAUAAUUUGGAGUUGGUUCAUUUUCCUCCAGAUUCUACUGGCGAGAAGGUUUGUGAAGCCGAGGGAGGAAUUAGCGAGUUCUCUGUUGUGGAGAAGGGGGUAGAAGUGGAAACUGUUGUCCCGAAAGACGAGCAAUCAGAAAUUAGAGGCCUCGACUCUAAGGAGAAAGAUAAUGAUCUGUGCUCAAAAGAAUCGCUAAUGAAGGAUCUGGAAACAGCACUAAGUUACGCCACAGAUCUAGUCAAUGAUGGAUUAGAUUCUCAAGAAGACGAAACCGAUGCUCUGCAAAGAGAAGACUUGUUAGACAAACUGCCCAUCUCGGAUGACCUGAUAGAUUCAGUGGCUAAUGAUUUCUUGGAUAUGCUGGGCAUAGACUACAGCCCGUCAGGCUCUGGCUCCGAAAGCGAGCCCGAGUCCCCAAGGGAGUGCCUCUUGAAGCAAUUCGAGAAGGAUGCACUUGCGCACGGAGGCCUACUCGAUCUCGAAAUCGAAAACUAUCUUAUUUUGGACGACAAGCCAUCAUUAAAGCAUGACUUUUUGCAAGAAAAGCCUGAACUGGAUACAUGUAGGCCGAAGAUUAUGACGAGGGCCUCCAGAUUGGAAGAUUUGGAGAGCGAGGCACUGAUGCGCGAUUGGGGUUUAAAUGAGGAGGCUUUUCAACACUCCCCGCCAAGCAACUUGGGCAGUUUCAGUAGUCCGGUUGACUUUCACCCACCGAAUGAGGUUUGCACACUUCCGCCGCUGGCUGAGGGUGUGGGCCCGUUUGUGCGGACGAAAAAUGGGGGGUUUCUGCGCUCGAUGAGUCCUGGGUUUUUCCCGAAUGCCAGCAACGGAGGGAGCCUGGUCAUGCAGGUGUCUAGUCCGGUGGUGGUGCCAGCUGAGAUGGGUUGCAACGUGAUGGAUGUGCUUCAGGGCUUGGCGGCAUUGGGGAUCGAGAAGCUGUCCGUGCAGGCAAAUAGACUGAUGCCAUUGGAGGACAUAACAGGCAGGACUAUCCAGCAGAUAGCUUGGGAAGCUGGUCCACGUGUGGUGGGGUCCGCCGAGAGGCAACCCCAAUCCGGAAUCCUGCAGAAAACACUCAGCGAGCAAACGAGUGUCAAUUUAACUUCAUUCAGCACAAACAAAGAGUAUGUGUCUCUUGAAGAUCUCGCCCCUCUAGCAAUGGAAAAAAUCGAGGCCCUCUCGCUCGAGGGCCUCAGAAUACAAUCCGGCAUGUCGUGCGAGGAUGUCCCUUCGGACAUAACCGCACAGUCCAUGGGCGAAUUCUCGGUUUUGAAAGGGAAAACCUCGAACUCGGGCGGACUCCAGUUGCUCGACAUCAAGGAUGACAAUGGGCCGGACGGUAUAGACGGGCUGAUGGGCCUCUCUCUCACUCUUGACGAGUGGAUGAGAUUCGACUCUGGAGAAAUUGACCACGAAGAUCUCGUGGACGAGCGAACAUGCAAAAUACUCGCGGCCCACCGCGCCACGUCACUGGACGUGUUUCGGGGGAGGAAAAAUGAAGGGGAAGAAAAAAAGAGGCGGGCCAAGGGCAGGAGGCACGGCCUGUUGGGCAAUAAUUUCACGGUCGCGUUCAUGGUGCAACUGCGGGACCCACUGAGGGAUUACGAGCCGGUGGGAGGUCCCAUGCUGAGCCUCGUCCAGGUCGGGAGGGUAUUUAGUCUCCCCAAAUUUAGAAUUUACGGGAAGGUCCCUCCGGCCGGGGAUGCGGACGAGGACGAAGAGGAUAAUGAGUGGGACCCGGAGGGGAAGGAGGCGAGAGAAGGCGAAACUGACGAGAUGGAAAAAUCGAUCCCUCAGUAUGAGAUCAUGGAGGUGGCUGUGGCGGGCUUGAAGGUGGAGUGGGGCAGGAAGAAGCUGUGGGGCCCGGCGAACCAGGAAAAGUCUGGGUCCCGAUGGCUGCUGGCGAACGGGAUGGGGAAAAAGAACAAGCAUCCCUUGAUGAAGUCGAGUCCAGUCGUUAAGGGCUCUUACGUCCAGCCCAAUUCAGACAAGCUGUGGAGUAUUUCGUCUGGGCUCAUCGGCCAGCAUGCUCGGAAACCGAAUGUCGUUUGCCGGAAUGGGACUAAGAGGUUUCGCUAG
This is a messenger RNA of Striga hermonthica, 2922 nucleotides long. NCBI's taxonomy places the organism in Eukaryota, Viridiplantae, Streptophyta, Magnoliopsida, Lamiales, Orobanchaceae. The record is from the annotation of a GenBank genome assembly.